AUGCCAUGGCUCGAUGUUUAUGCACUGGACAAACAUCUCUGUCGGAUUAAGACAGAGCCCGGCUGGACAGGUCGGGAACUGAAAGAAGCGAUCGAGGAAGCAACCGGCUGGGACUACCUGGUGUGCACACAGCAGCUGGCCGUGGGCACCACGCUGAUUACUCACGAUGUCCAGCUGGACUCAGUGGUCACAGGCGACGCGGAUGCUUCGAUGACGCGGCUGCCGGAGCCUGCCAACAUACAGGCUUUCACUGGAGACAGGCAAGCACUUGGGCUCGCUAUGCGGCCCUUGGAGAUUUUCCCCAUCGUGGCGAUGGAGCUGCCGCCGCACGGUCUGCUCUUCGAUGCCUCGACUUGGCAGCAGUGGGAUGCCAUGGAGGCUGCGGGCAAAGAAGCCUACCGGUCCGGAGAAGAAGGCGAAGCUCCCGAGGUCUUGAGGCACCGGAAGUUCACGGCCGAGAUGCUGUCGAAUCCCCUAUGGUUUCCAUGGGAAUCCCUCGUAGGGAUUCCACACUCCGACGUGGCCGCUGUCCUCGCUCUGCAGGCUUCAGCCUUCAUGAUAAGAGAUGGCGUUUGCUGGCUGGCUGCAGUGCUCCUACUGCAAAACGGCGAGCUACUGGCCACCACCGUCUUUGUGUACACUUCCUGCAGACCGAUCCAGUUCCGAAGCCUGGAGACUUCGGCCAGUUUGCGAGCAAAGUCUUGGGAGGAACUCCGACGUUUGGAACCCGGAUUUGCGGCGGCCAUGGCGCGGCGGGCGUCUUCGGACUGGGGGAGAACGCCAGAAGAAGCCCAGGCGCCGAAGCCGAAGCCCAUCAUCGGACCAAGGCGGAUUGCCGGCCGUUGGAUUCCCGGCGGCUGGACAUGGGCUAGCUUCCUGCGGGAGUGGAUGGCCGAGACGGGGGAGAAGGAAUUGUUUAAUCCAGAAGACGUGCAGGGACUCCCGGCAUGGCCUGCGAUGCCCUUCGUCUCCCCUCUCCGGCCCAUUUCGCGCGACUUGCUCGAAGCUUGUAACGAAGCGGCGGAGCACUUGGCAAAGUGGUACGAGAGUGUCCGCGAGGUCCACGAAGUCUGUGGGGAUCCAGAUCGCCGCUGGAGCUUCGGCAAAGGCAUCGGCAAGGGCAAGGGCACCCCAGCGUGUCAGCAGUCCUUUGCCAACGCUUUAACGGAACUCCGGAGCCGACUCUCUCACUACCCGCAGUUUCAAGGCAUCUUGGUGAGGCUGGAAGAUGUCGCUUCGCCAGGGAAUACAUCCUACGAUCUUGAGUCCUUGGGUGCUGCCGCAGUGCAGGACUACGUGGUGGAUUCAGUCUUUGGGCCAAGCCACGAGAUCAUGUACGACGCCUGGGUUGCCGAGCGAGCCAAACAAUCCGACACCACUGGGGCGGGAUACGGCGAGCAAAGUCGAGCCUAA
This is a messenger RNA of Symbiodinium sp. CCMP2592, 1413 nucleotides long. The record is from the annotation of a GenBank genome assembly. Lineage: Eukaryota; Dinophyceae; Suessiales; Symbiodiniaceae.